Populus euphratica (Euphrates poplar) is the source of this 1258-nucleotide messenger RNA. Its product is annotated as tobamovirus multiplication protein 2A-like. The transcript has 7 exons. Lineage: Eukaryota; Viridiplantae; Streptophyta; Magnoliopsida; Malpighiales; Salicaceae. The record is from RefSeq and is a predicted model, not a curated record. Gene Ontology annotation, cellular component: membrane. The coding region runs from base 200 to 1042 and encodes 280 amino acids.
AUGCCAGCUCACAAAUAAGCAGGGGGGUCCUCAUCUCCCUCGUCCACUUUCUAAUUUCUGGAUUCUCUUUCUUUCUUCUCCGAAUAACCAAAAUUAAAGCUCCCCCAAAAUAAUCCACCGAUUAAUCUGUAUAAGGCGAGUGAGCUGAUGAAAUAGAAGAAGAAAGUGAGUGGAAAUUCCAGGGAUUUUAUAGGGGAACAUGGCGUGUAAAGGAUGCUUGGAGUGCCUACUGAAGCUCCUUAACUUCUUGCUCACUCUUGUGGGUCUGGCUAUGAUUGGUUUUGGGAUUUACUUGUUUGUUGAGUAUACAAGAGCUGAUGACAACGUAGCACUAGUGUCGACGCUGAAUGAUGGUCAGGGUUUGACGCAGCUUGGUCGCCCUAUGCUUAUGACUGUGUCUCUUUCGGACAAUAUCCUUGAUAAGCUGCCAAAAGCUUGGUUCAUAUACUUAUUUGUUGCUGUAGGAGUAAUUCUCUUCAUCAUCUCUUGUUUUGGUUGUAUUGGAGCUGCAACACGAAAUGGCUGCUGCUUGACUUGUUAUUCAGUAUUGAUCGUCUUGUUGAUAUUGGUAGAGUUGGGAUGUGCAGCUUUCAUAUUCUUUGAUAAAAACUGGAAAGAAGAAAUUCCACCAGACAAAACUGGAGAUUUUGACAUGCUAUAUGAUUUCCUCAAAGAAAAAUGGAACAUUGUCAAAUGGGUUGCUCUUGGAAUAGUUAUUUUGGAGGCUUUGAUUUUCUUGUUAGCCCUUCUGGUUAGGGCAGCAAACAGGCCACUAGAGUAUGACAGUGAUGAUGAGCUCAUUGCUCCUAGGCAACAGAACCGACAGCCUUUGCUUAACAGGCCACCAGCUCCUGCAACAGGUGUGCCUGUUGCUGGAACCCUUGAUCAGCGUCCAAGCAGAAAUGAUGCCUGGAGUACACGAAUGAGGGAAAAGUAUGGGCUUGAUACAUCCGAGUUUACAUACAACCCAUCUGAGUCGCACAGGUUCCAGCCAGUGUCUGCGCAACCUGCUGAGGAAAGGAGUCGCUGCACCAUCAUGUGAUGACUUAAUGGAUCUUGUUGAUUGGGUUUCUGUAUGCCAUUUUCCUGGACGAGGGUGUGAGUUUUGAUUGAGUUUGUGUACAAUAAACAUCAGGUUCAUAUAUCACAGCCUUUCCGCUUAUUGGUACCUUCUAAAGAUCAACGCCUUUUCUGUGUAUGCAUUAUGAUUUUUAAAUAUCCAGAAGCAGCUCUUGUUCUUGCUUUUAUUUCUGUGAUU